This is a messenger RNA of Durio zibethinus, 3252 nucleotides long. Its product is annotated as Pseudouridine synthase family protein. Gene Ontology annotation, biological process: enzyme-directed rRNA pseudouridine synthesis. NCBI's taxonomy places the organism in Eukaryota, Viridiplantae, Streptophyta, Magnoliopsida, Malvales, Malvaceae. Gene Ontology annotation, molecular function: RNA binding; pseudouridine synthase activity. The record is from RefSeq and is a predicted model, not a curated record.
AAUUACUCUAACCGUCUAAACUGACACAAAUGCCCUUGCUUUCCCUUCCCCAACAAACCUUCUUCCUUUAUAGUCAAAAAACCCUGUCGAAAUUCACCAAAGCCCUUCUCUUUCUAUUCUCAAAAAUGUCUACAAACUCCAAUUCUUUCCAAAAUUACCCAACACCUCUAUCCCCUCCAUUGCCAUCAAUCUCUAAAGACAUAGAGCUUGCCAGAGCCAUGACAGCUUCUUCAAAAUCAAGCGUUUUUGGACUCUCAAGAAGUGAUAUUUUAUAUGACGAUGAGUGGCUCAUUGCUGUCAACAAGCCUCAGGGGAUUUAUUGUGAUAGCCUUCUGGCCUCUGUUCCUCGGAUUCUUGCUGACCCGGCCGACUCAGAUCGUCUCAGUGAAGGGAACCAAGCGAGCCCAUAUGAGCUCCAUCUGGCUAAUCGACUUGAUCGUGACACAAGUGGUGUCAUGGUUAUAACCAAGUCACACAAAGUAGCUGCUGUGCUUGUCAAAGCAUUUACUAAUCACAAGGUUCAGAAAACAUAUGUUGCUUUCUGCAUUGGUUCAGCUCCACAAUCGGAAAGAAUUACCAUCAAAUCAGGUCAUGGUCGAUCAAAGUUUGGAGCAUGGCGUGUGUAUGCUGCAGGAGAUGUUGGUCGAAAACUACCAGGUGGUUCCAUAGUUAGGGACAUGGAAACUACGUUUGAAAUAUUAUCAAUCAAUGGAAAGCGGAGCUACAAGGAGCCAUCUGAGCCUAUGAAAGAUGAAGAAAAUACUAUUAUAGUUGAAGAAAAAGCUGUUAUAGAUGUUGAUGCAAAGAAAGAUGAGAUUUUUGUCAGAGCAUUUCCUAGAAGUGGAAGAACUCAUCAAAUUCGAUUGCAUUGCCAAUAUCUUGGGAUUCCUAUUAGAGGCGAUGUGAAAUAUGAGGGUGUCUACGAGUGGAAAGGGAGAACAUAUGAUGCCCAUGAGCUUCAUGCAGAGAGCUUAUCUUUUCAGCAUCCAAUUACUGGUUUCCCUGUCCUGAUUCAAGCACCUCUGCCUUUGUGGGCUAGCCAAGUACUGCAGCUCGUAACAGAUUAAAGGGCAUCCUCUGCAUUCAUUCUGGAAACUUUUAGCUUUUGAAGAUCCCCAAGAAUAUGAUGAGGUGCUUUGAGGUAUGAUUAUUUCUCAAGAGGAAAAUUGGCAUUUCAUACAUUAUGCAUGUAAGAACCAUUCUAAUCAUUCUUAUGUGGCACAUUGUUAUAGCUGAUUUAUUCCUAUGAGCUACGUAGUGCUAUUUGCAGGAUUCCACGAUCCAACAUGUUUGCCAAUUUGCUGUGGUCUGUAAUGCCUCAAUUUUGAGCAUGAUUGAUCAGUUGUUCUUUGCAGCCCUUUCCUCACCUCAGCUCCCUUAGUCCCCGACCGAAUGGCUGAAUUUAAAUAUGUUUUUAAAUAAAUGGCAACACUAUUAAUUUGUGUAAUUGCUUCUUCUAUUUUCUUUUCCUUUUCAAAUCCGGGUCCGGAUUUAUUAAAAAAAUAAAGAAAAAAAAACCAUUCAAACGAAUGUGUAAAUUUGUAAAAAGACAUGAUCAAAAGGGUAAAGAAACUUCUUACAAUGUAUGGCUUAUCGGUCUUAUAUAUUCCUCCACUCAUUAUAUUAUUAUUUGACAGUGAUAUCCAAACAACUGAUUAGACAAUUGCAUGGCUUAAGUUCGUUGGUUUUUAAGAAUCAGAACUUUUAAUGUCUUUUGACUAAAUAGUAUGAUCUCACUCAAAUAUCAACUGAUGUAACAAAUGAACAUAUUUGUGUCAAAUCAAGGACAUUUUAUCUGAUGAAGAUGCUAAUUAAACAGGUAUAGAUGGUAGCUAGUAGAAGCGUGAUGGAAAAUGGUAUUCGUAAGGGCCAAUCAUUUGAAAAUGAAUAAAAGAUCAAGGACAAAAAAAUCCGCCCAUGGUAUUGUCUUGUAAGCAAGCACUGUUAAGCAAUUUGCCUAUCGUGAAGGAACAAAACAACUUUUUUCUGAGAAAAACAGAGCCACUUGUUUUAUGCAUUUUAUAUGGCUUAUAUAUGUGAUAAGGCAAGAAGGAUGAUCCAAUUGCCUGGCCUUGCUAUGUUAAACAAAAAGAUUUGGUGGUUAUCUUGAAAAGUUGGGAACUGCCUAAAAUCUAUAAAUUUCUACCAGAAACUACGUUCCCGUGAAGUAUGUCUGUUUCACCUCGAAUUGUAUUCGAUAUUUUGCUAGUUGGCUUGUCUAUUUCAAGGUUUUGACCCUCCUUGGACCUUCAAUGUGACUAGUUCUUUGGUUGUACUUUCUUUUCUCACUUUGUAAAGGAACUGUGGAAUUGUCAAAUCUGUAGGCUAGGCUUUUGAACUUCAAGCACGAUUCUUAUCUUGUAAAAGAAAAACAAUGCCGUGAAACUUUUGUUUUUUUUUUAAUGAUGGUUUUAAAAUUGUAAAACAAGUCCAACAUGGUGCUUUUAAAAUCACAGGAAAUUGUUUGUAUAAUAAAAUAUAAAAUCAAGAAUUCUGACUUUCUCCCCUUGCUUUAGUCAUGUGAGUUAAAACUAAAAUUAGAUGGAGAAUUACAGUUUUAGUUCGAAUUGAAUGACAGCUAAAAGUUGAAUAAGCUCAAGCAAAGUGAAUCUUCUUCAUGUGUUCUGAUAUGGGUUAGACUUGCAUUGUUAUCAUCGAAUUUUAUGGCUAGGCAUGUGUGAAACUUCUUGGUUAAGCAAAGUAAAGUUUGCACAGAAAAUACAUGUUUUCCCCUCUUUCAAUAUUGAUUCUGAAAGACUAAACAAAACUAAAAAAAUGUAUGAAACUAUCUUGAGAUUAAUUUUUGGCACAUGAAUAUCCAAAUGGUUUUUGCUCAAAUUUAACUUAGAUUAAAUUCAAAUUAAAUUAGAUAUUGGAGUGAUAAUUAAUGACUCAAAAUGCAAUAUGACUUUGGCAAUUUGACACAGCCAAGCUGAUGUUGGCAGCAGAUUGGUUUGGGUUAAAAUAAUCAGAGAGAAAGUUACCCACGUUUAACAUCAAUUAUUAUACAUUGAAUCAAGCCAUCCGUUUUAAUUAUCUAGCUACAUAUCUAUAUUCAAAUGGUGGAUAUUAAUAUUUUUUUUAUUCUUUUUUCUGGUUCUGUUUGUUGUCAAGUGGACAAUUAGUAACAAUAUACUUUGAAUCCAUCAAAACCCAUUGAUCCAAUUCUCCUUAAGUGCUGUUUUAAUCCAUGUUUUUGUUCUGAUGUACACAUCAAGUAAAUAUUAUUAUUUUGAUCUUAUCUCCCCACAU